Messenger RNA from Wallemia mellicola CBS 633.66, 577 nucleotides. RefSeq names its product acyl-CoA N-acyltransferase. Bases 1 to 504 code for a protein of 167 amino acids. Gene Ontology annotation, biological process: mitotic sister chromatid cohesion. The transcript is spliced from 5 exons. The record is from RefSeq and is a predicted model, not a curated record. NCBI's taxonomy places the organism in Eukaryota, Fungi, Basidiomycota, Wallemiomycetes, Wallemiales, Wallemiaceae. Gene Ontology annotation, molecular function: acyltransferase activity, transferring groups other than amino-acyl groups. Gene Ontology annotation, cellular component: NatA complex.
AUGUCAGCAAGGAUAGAUUUGGCCAGCGUUACCAGACAGAACAUAGGUACACUCAGACGGUUAAACGGUGUAAUUUUACCUGUGCCAUACUCAGAUCGUGUAUACGAGGAAGUACAGUCACCAGAGCUGGAGGAUUUCUGUAAAUUGAUCUACUACAAUGAUAUACCCGUUGGAAGCGUCUGUUGUCGCAUUGAGGGUGGGAAGCUCUAUAUAAUGAUAUUGGCUGUUCUCGCACCGUACAGAAGACAGGGACUUGGUAGACACAUGUUGCAGCACAUCCUGAAAGCAGCAGUCUCAGAUCCAGAGCCAAUCAUCCCAGGAGAUAAAGUACAACCUAGGAAGAAAUUAGGAAGCGUCUAUCUACACGUACAAAAGGAGAAUAACGACGCACUUGAGUUCUACAAAAAGGAGGGAUUUACGCAAGAAGAGGAAGUGAAGGAUUAUUAUAAGAGGCUCACUGGUGAUGGAUCUAGAGACGCAUAUGUUCUACGCAAAACACUCUAAAAACUUGUUAAUGCAUAUCAUUUGAUGAUUUUCAGCACGUCGGCCGAACUAGAAAGCCAAUCAUAUAUUCUUU